UUUCUCAGGGAGGGUAAAUUCAAAUGCACUGCGUCCUGUAGCCAGAGCAGAGAGCUACCAGAGAGGCCUUCUGGCUUCAAAUGUGUCUUUGCCACAGAACUCAAUUUAAACAUGCUCUGUUUUGCCAUUUAUAAUGUGAAGAUAGCAGUAAUGCUUUGCCUCAAACUAGGUGUCGAUUGUGGAGUGUUGUUUUUACAGAGAAUACUGUAAUCUGCAAUCUCAUUGCAAUCUGCCAUCCCAUUUCUACAUGCAGUGGCAAAGAAGGUUUUUGCUUAGCCCCCUCCACAGCUCUGUGUUUUCCCCAGAGCUGAGAUCCACCAAGCACCUAAGCACAUGGAACAUUCCCUGCUCUUCAGCUGGGUGGACGGGCCUUUGAGAUGAACUCUCUGUCUCCCUAGUAGAAGAGUUUUAGUACUUGUCACUGCUGCAUGUGCUAGGGGAGUACAUGAGAAAUUACACCCCAAACCACAGAGAUUUACCUGCCAGUUUUCUGUCCUUCUGCCCAGGCAGUGAAUGGAAAAUGCCACGUUCCUUUUUGGUGAAGAGCAAAAAGGCUCAUACCUACCAUAAGCACCGCUUUGUGGAAGAUGACCUGCCUAUACUAACCUGGGAUCCAGUAACCUCUCCCUUCACUGACAUAGGAGACAAGACACCGGAGGACAUAAAGAAACAGGACCUAGAAUGUGUGAUUCCAAAACAAGAAAAUGACCCAUCUGAACUGAAAGAAGAAAGUGUCCCUGUCCAGUACCUGAGCAGGAUGCCAUCGGGCCCUUCAGCUCAAGAGAUGGCCAUCCCAAGUCUGCAGAUCAAAGACUGCACUAACACGACAAGCACCCCUUCAUUCUACAAAAUCGGCUUUUCUUGGGAUGCUUUCCAUUUGCCAUACAGCUACCGACAGAUGUCUCCCACCAUGCAGUCAGCCAUUCUGGAGCACCCAGUUAGCCUCUAUGGAAGCCACCUCCUGCCAAGCAGUGAGCCCCCUCUGGAUUACAGCAUGCAUUAUUCCUCAGACAUGGAAACCUACCAUUGUGUGAAGUGCAACAAGGUAUUCUCCACUCCCCAUGGACUAGAGGUCCAUGUCCGAAGGUCUCAUAGUGGGACACGUCCCUUCGCUUGUGAAGUAUGUGGCAAAACCUUUGGACACGCUGUAAGCCUGGAACAGCAUACCAAUAUUCAUUCCCAGGAAAGAAGUUUUGAGUGCAAGAUGUGUGGGAAGACAUUCAAACGUUCCUCCACUCUCUCCACUCAUCUGCUGAUCCAUUCAGACACACGGCCCUAUCCCUGCCAAUACUGUGGCAAGCGCUUCCACCAGAAGUCGGAUAUGAAGAAACACACUUACAUCCAUACUGGGGAGAAGCCCCACAAAUGCCAGGUAUGUGGUAAAGCCUUCAGCCAGAGCUCCAACCUCAUCACUCACAGCCGCAAGCACACCGGCUUCAAGCCCUUCAGCUGUGAGCUCUGUGCUAAGGGCUUCCAGCGCAAGGUGGAUCUACGGAGGCACCGAGAGACCCAGCACAGUCUCAAGUGAGAGAUGGCUCCCAGUCUUUGCUGGAGCUUCCACUCCAGGGAAUAAGACUCUCCCCAGCAUCUCCAUCCACCGUGGGGCUGCUUACCCUGUGAAGCCCAUAUAGUGUCCUGUGUUCCCUUAGGGACUGGCAAAGUCAUGUCAUUGGCUUUGGAGUUCUGGCACACCAGGGCCUUGUGCAUCCCAGUAGGUGACAAAGAAACCUGCAGGAGCUCUCACUUUUCAAUUACAACAGGUACCAGCCCAUAUCUGACAUCACCUGCUCAAGUGCAAAGCCAGAGGAGUUCCUCCAAGGUCACUAUUACUCUGGUUUUACACCAUGUGCAGGAUUUGGUUCAUCAGACUGAACCAGCAGUGAGAUGGGAACUCCUGGGCUAGUGGCAGCAACGGUCUGUGCCAAGUUAGUGCUGUAACCAUGUUCUGCUUUGAUGGUUAGGAAGAUAAGGCCAGGGCAUGCAAAUAGACUGUGUUCAGUGAGCUGUGUUCAACCUGGACAAGGCUUCUGCAGAGACUUGCCCAGGUCAUAAAUUCUGGCAACAGGCACCUAAAGUAAUUUUCUUUCAGCAGAACAUUUACUGUGAUCAAAUGACAAGUUAACUGUGUUGUAUUUUUAGCUUGGAGUGGGAGGAAAACACUGAGAAAACAGCUCCUUAUCCCUAGCUGAUAACAGGGGUCUCUAAAUGCAUUCCCCAUAUGUAUUGUGCUGCAAAGAUCCCUGAGUUAGUGGUAUCCAACCAAGCUCCAGAGAGAGCCAUGCCACAGCAUGAGGCAUAAGCUAAUAAGCCCCAUGUCUCAGUACCACACAAGAGAGACUGGCUGCUCUAGUCAUCCAGGCCGGUAUGUCCCACAGUAUUUCGCUGCAUACCAACUUAGAGGUGUCCUGGGCAAUCCUAUGUCACUGCAUAGUCAGGACUGGCCCUUGGGUAUCAACGUCAAGGGCCAGAGUUCUGCUUUCCAGCCACUCUCUCAAAGGAGGAAGUGACCCAGCCUGUACACUUUGGCAGAGUAUGCAAGUACCUUACAAAUAUUGUACAAACAGCUGUGAUAUUUCCUCCUUCCAGGUCUAGGGGUUAAAGCAAAGCACUGGAACAAGUAAAGAGCCACUUCCCCUCCAAGCUGUGCUAUGUUCUCACUAUAUAACCUUUGGCAAGUCACUGCACUGGGCUUUUAUUUCUCCACCCCUCCUGGUGAUGUGGAGUCAUUCACUCAGGUUUAUAGAGUCCCUCCAGUUCUUAACAGGAAGGACAAAGUAUUAUUAUAGCAUUAAAAAGACAAGUUCUUUCAGUUAAGCAGGGCACUGUAUCAGCACACAGCUCACCCCAUAACUACAUCACUAAACAUGUGGCCUUGGACAAUGACACCUGUGGGAAGUAGCCUGGAGAAUGGGCCAUCAUGGGCAAAGAAGACACGGAAAACUCAUUUAUUGCCAGGAGAGAAGUCCAUCCUGCCUUCAAUUACACUGCUGUAACUCCAGUUAUUCUCCUAAGACCUAAAAUGUACUUGCCCCUUUUUUAUGUGCCUAAGCUGUUAGUCAUUAAUAUUCAUUCUGGAAGCUCAAGAGUCUGUACUCCUGGCUUUACUUGUACACUGUAAAUGUAUUUAUAAUUGUUCUAAUGUAUAUUUUUAUUGCACUAUACCAGACAGUGACAACAUGUACAGGACUGCUGGGAUUUAUCUGAUAAAUCUGUUUCCUCUCGGUAA
Neopsephotus bourkii (Bourke's parrot) is the source of this 3226-nucleotide messenger RNA. It is a transcript of the gene GFI1B, whose product is annotated as growth factor independent 1B transcriptional repressor. Gene Ontology annotation, molecular function: RNA polymerase II cis-regulatory region sequence-specific DNA binding; DNA-binding transcription factor activity. Lineage: Eukaryota; Metazoa; Chordata; Aves; Psittaciformes; Psittacidae. The record is from RefSeq and is a predicted model, not a curated record. The transcript has 6 exons. Bases 446 to 1528 code for a protein of 360 amino acids. Gene Ontology annotation, biological process: regulation of transcription by RNA polymerase II.